Diplodia corticola is the source of this 1908-nucleotide messenger RNA. Its product is annotated as tyrosine-protein phosphatase cdc14. Gene Ontology annotation, molecular function: protein serine/threonine phosphatase activity; protein tyrosine/serine/threonine phosphatase activity. The transcript is spliced from 4 exons. The record is from RefSeq and is a predicted model, not a curated record. Gene Ontology annotation, cellular component: mitotic spindle pole body; mitotic spindle midzone; spindle pole. The coding region runs from base 1 to 1908 and encodes 635 amino acids. Gene Ontology annotation, biological process: microtubule cytoskeleton organization; regulation of exit from mitosis; positive regulation of cytokinesis. NCBI's taxonomy places the organism in Eukaryota, Fungi, Ascomycota, Dothideomycetes, Botryosphaeriales, Botryosphaeriaceae.
AUGCCUUCGCACCACGCCCACGACGAGGACCGCCAUGCGCCUCAGCACUACGGCCAGAUCAUCGAGUACAUCCAAGACCGUCUGUACCUCGCUUCAUACACCUCGACUCCCAACGCCCAAACUCCCUUCCCCUACCCCGCCUCCAGGGAACGAAGGUCUCCGAGCAAGCGCUCCGCCAAGGCUCAAUCGGGCCCGACCUCGCCGUCCAAGGCACACCCGCCGCCCGUCUACUUUUCCGUUGAGCGCACCCUUCUGUACAACGCCUUCCACGCAGACUUUGGCCCGUUCCACAUCGGCCACCUCUACCGCUUCGCUGUCCAGCUCCACGAGGUCCUGGGCGACCCCAACAAUGAAGACCGCCCUGUUGUCUUCUGGAGCUCUGCCGAUUCGAGGAGUCGCGCUAACUCGGCCUGCCUUCUCGCGUGCUACAUGGUCCUGAUCCAGAACUGGCCCCCGCAUCUUGCGCUUGCGCCCAUUGCGCAAAUGGAUCCCCCGUGCAUGCCAUUCAGAGAUGCAGGCUACAGCCAGGCCGACUACGUCCUCAACAUCCAGGACGUUGUUUAUGGCGUGUGGAAGGCAAAGGAAGAGGGCAUCUGCAGCCUGAAGGAUUUCAGCCUUGAAGAGUACGAGAAGUACGAGCGUGUCGACAUGGGCGACUUCAACUGGAUUUCGCCAAACUUCCUUGCAUUUGCGUCGCCGCAAUUCGCACCAACCCACGUCAUUCCCCCUUCAUCGCCGAUCUAUGCUACCAUUCCGAAGACAGUCGCGGAACUGCAACAAGCUAAGAUCCCGACUCCCUUCAAGAAUGUCCUUAGUCAUUUCUCCACCCGCAACAUUGGUCUCGUGGUCCGUCUCAACUCGGAACUCUACUCUCCUUCCUACUUCACCGCUCUUGGUAUCCAGCACCUGGACAUGAUCUUCGACGAUGGCACAUGCCCGCCUCUUAACCUUGUCCGCAACUUUGUCAACCUGGCUCACGAGAUGAUCACUGUCCGUAAGAAGGGCAUUGCCGUGCACUGCAAGGCUGGUCUGGGACGCACUGGCUGCCUGAUUGGAGCAUACCUUAUCUACAAGCAUGGUUUCACCGCGAACGAGAUCAUCGCUUUCAUGCGUUUCAUGCGUCCUGGUAUGGUCGUUGGACCUCAGCAGCACUGGCUGCACCUGAACCAGGGGACUUUCAGGGAGUGGUGGUUCGAGGACUGCAUGAAGGAGAAGCUUGCCGCUCUGCAGCCGGCAACUCCCACCAAGGGCUCGGCGAGACAGCGUCUUGCCAGCAAUGGCCAGACGCACACUCCUCCCAACAACAGCCCGAAGCGUUCUGCUCUGGGAGAGAUCUCAUCGAACGACCAGCGCGCGACAUCCAUGUCGGGAAAUGGAGUCCACGACGAAAAUCUUCCCGCACCUACACCAGGUCAGCCACGAAAAACAAGCAAGCUUUACGGCACUGGUAGUACCAGGCACAAGUCACCGCGGCGAGUACAGGAGGAAGAGCCAUACAUACUCCCGGAUGUUGAGGCCGAAUCCUCGCCGACCAAAGGAAUCUCGCAGGACGGACCUGAGGAAGACGAGGAGGCGCAACUCCGACUGUUGGCCAAGCGCGCCGCCUCAAGGUCACCGAGCGCGAAGUCACCCAAGUCUGUAGGGAGCAAUACCAAGAGGAGGGCUGUAAGCUGCACCACCACGACAACAACCUCGACAACUACGACUACCUGGAACGGCAACGAGAGCGAUGUCGAGAACCGAUCUCUACGUCCAAAGACACCGUCAGGAAAAAGUGGCAGCGGGUCUGGGGCGAUCAGCGUCGGAAAGACAAGGAGCACUCCAGCAAGACGCAGCACCGAGGCCAAGACAGGUGUACGAAAGACGAGCGGCAGAGUCGGGAGCUUAGGCAGUGCAAGGGUCAAAUGA